GCGCACAAGGAGAUGAUUGAGCUGCAGAAAGCCUUUAUGGAAGUGAACCAGUACUCCCACGGGAUGUACUCUCCAUCUCUUACAUGCCUAGUAGUGCAGACGAAUUCGAAUUACCGCAUUGUGCCACGAAGAAUCGACUCGCAAGCUCGUCCUUUGGAUCAGAACGUUCCAUGUGGGACAGUGGUUGAAGAUGCUACCCAUCCGGCAUAUAACGAAUUUUUAAUUGUGCCACAAAAAGCGAUAAAAGGAACUGCCCGUGCACUUCGGUGCACCUUAGUUACGCACAGUAAAGGAAAAUCGGGACAGCUGCUUUCGCUUGAUGAACUGGAGCAAAUCACCAACAUUCUGUGCUAUGGGCAUCAGGUAAUUUAG
Molecule: messenger RNA, 372 nt
Organism: Cylicostephanus goldi
Lineage: Eukaryota; Metazoa; Nematoda; Chromadorea; Rhabditida; Strongylidae
Source: the annotation of a GenBank genome assembly